Molecule: messenger RNA, 1139 nt
Organism: Dipodomys ordii (Ord's kangaroo rat)
Lineage: Eukaryota; Metazoa; Chordata; Mammalia; Rodentia; Heteromyidae
Gene: Oaz1
Product: ornithine decarboxylase antizyme 1
Biological process (GO): positive regulation of protein catabolic process
Cellular component (GO): nucleus; cytoplasm
Molecular function (GO): ornithine decarboxylase inhibitor activity
Source: RefSeq, a predicted model, not a curated record
GCGCCAUUUUGCGAACGGCGAGCAGCGGCGGCGGCGCGGAGAGGCGCAGCGGAGGUUUUCCUGGUUUCGGACCCCCAGCGGCCGGAUGGUGAAAUCCUCCCUGCAGCGGAUCCUCAACAGCCACUGCUUCGCCAGAGAGAAGGAAGGGGAUAAACCUAGCGCCACCGUCCACACCAGCCGCAUCAUGCCGCUCCUCAGCCUGCACAGCCGCGGCGGCCGCAGCAGCGAGAGUUCCAGGGUCUCCCUCAAUUGCUGUAGUAACCUGGGUCCGGGGCCUCAGUGGUGCUCCGAUGUCCCUCACCCACCCCUGAAGAUCCCAGGUGGGCGAGGGAAUAGUCAGAGGGAUCACAAUCUUUCAGCUAACUUAUUUUACUCUGAUAAUCGGCUGAAUGUAACAGAGGAACUAACGUCUAAUAACAAGACGAGAAUUCUCAGCGUCCAGUCCAGGCUCACGGAGGCCAAACACAUCACCUGGAGAGCGGUGUGGAGUGGUAGCAGUCUCUACAUCGAGCUCCCAGGCGGCCCUCUGCCCGAAGGGAGCAAGGACAGUUUUGCAGUUCUGCUCGAGUUUGCUGAGGAGCAGCUCCGAGCUGACCAUGUCUUCAUUUGCUUCCAUAAGAACCGCGAGGACAGAGCCGCCUUGUUCCGAACUUUCAGCUUUUUGGGCUUUGAGAUUGUGAGACCAGGGCAUCCCCUUGUCCCCAAGAGACCCGACGCUUGCUUCAUGGCCUACACAUUGGAAAGAGAGUCUUCAGGAGAGGAAGAGUAGUGAGCCCACCUUGCCCCCUGCAGUUCAUUGUGUCCUGCUGUGGGUGGGCUGGGAAUUCAGACUCUUCUCUCUCCUGUUUUGUCCGCAUGUCAUGAUUGUGCAAAUAAACGCUCACUCCAAAUUAGCGGUAUAUUUCUUGAAGUUUAAUAUUGUGUUUGUGAUACUGAAGUAUUUGCUUUAAUUCUAAAUAAAAGUUUAUAUUUUACUUUUUUAUUGCUGGUAUAAGAUGAUUCAGAUUCUCCUUGUACUUUGAGGAGGUGUUUCUUAUUUGAAGUCUUGGAAAGUUGUAGGUCUCCUAACUUGGUAAGAUAGGUAAAAUAAUCUACCCUUCUAUUGCUCUCAAAAAUCUAAAUAAAAAUGAUCACCUCUA